Messenger RNA from Phaeodactylum tricornutum CCAP 1055/1, 3116 nucleotides. RefSeq lists its product with no specific name. The coding region runs from base 245 to 3001 and encodes 918 amino acids. The record is from RefSeq and is a predicted model, not a curated record. Lineage: Eukaryota; Bacillariophyta; Bacillariophyceae; Surirellales; Neidiaceae. Gene Ontology annotation, cellular component: membrane. The transcript has 3 exons.
CUGUUCCAAACGAACAAAACGAUUCUCUUAUGGGCCCUUGGCCAUCGUGGCGCUGGAUACAGGAACACAAAAUUGUUCUAGAAUCUCAAAUUGUUCUAGAAUAAUAAAUUGUUCCAGCCGAAAGAGACGGCAGUACUUGCUCAUCCUACGAGAAUGAUGAUGGUAUCAUGGUUGUCUCACAAUUUCAAUCUUCGCGCUUCUUACAACUACAAGCGCAACCGACAUUCCAUUGCACAAAUACGUCAUGGCAUUGGACGAGCGCAGCGACCCUGGUCUACAUGAUGACGGGAACUUGGAAGAAAACGUCGGAGAAUUUAAUGAAGCCGAGCCUACCUCCUACUCUACCAAGCCAAGGCCCACCGCGAGCAACCCGAUCGAAGAAGCCACGGGGUUUUCUGCCAAAUGGACACGUACCAUUAACACAAUUCAUAUCCCUGUCAUUCGCGCCUUAUUGUGGACGAGCAACAAGUCGGCAACCAACCCGCGUCGGACGGUGUCUCUCGUGACUUUCGUGUCGGUUGCCCUCAUUGUGAUUGGUAUAUUCACAAAUUUCUCUGUGGAUGUCGACGAAGAUGUCUUGUGGACUCCCAAAGGAGCACGUCCAGUGCAACACUCGGAUUGGAUUGACGACCGCUCCGGCUUUCCUACAACGCCCCGUACCUUCAUCAUGUUCUUUCACGCCGAUACGGCGGACGUUUUGGGACAAGCUCAAGUCUCGCGCGUCUUCCAGGCCUUGGAUGCGGUCCGGACUCUACCCGAAUACGACAGCAUCUGUGCGAAAAGUAGCAGUACUUCGCAGCUUAACGAAAUAGGUGAAGUGACUUGCCCGAUUUCCGGUAUUACCGCCUUUUGGAACGACACAGCUUCUAUUUUUGAAUCACAAGUAUCCAGCGAUGCCGAUGUCAUCGAGCAGCUGUCGGCUACUGUUUACCCAGAUGGAACGCCCGUCUCCGCGGACGAUAUUUUUGGCAAACGCAAUCGGGAUGCGAACACGGGCUUGCUUACUAAGGCGCAAGCCUAUACCGUUCUGAUUGAUUUUCCGGACAUAGAUGAAGCCGAAGAUUUUGAAGAACCCGCCUUAGAUGCUGUCUUGGCCUUGCAAGAGCAAUGGGAGGCGCAGUCGGAUACUAACUUUCGUUUGGAAGUUCAGGCAGUUCGCUCAUUUUCAGACGAGUUUACCCGUGCGAUCGUUGCGGACAUUCCCUUGGUUCCAAUUGUCUUCGUGAUUAUGUCAAUCUUUACCUGUGCCGUAUUUUUCAAGCGAGACAAGGUCCGAUCCCGAAGUCUGUUGGGGUUCAGCGCAGUUAUUUCUGUUUUGCUCAGCAUCAUGAGUGGCUACGGUCUCAUGUUCGUCUCCGGAGUUCCUUUCACUAGCAUGACCCAAAUUCUCCCUUUCAUUAUAUUUGGAAUUGGUUUGGAUGAUGCCUUCAUCAUCUCAGGAUCCUACGAGCGUACCGAUCCUGCCAAAAGCGCCGUGGAGCGCAUCCAUGACACUGUUGAAGACGUCGGCGCUAGCAUUACUCUGACAACAGUCUCUUCAACUUUGGCGUUCGGGUUGGGCGCCACGUCCGAUGUCCCUGCCGUCUUCUGGCUCUGUUACUACGCCUUUCCCACCAUCAUUCUGGUGUUCCUUUACCAGAUAACAUUUUUCGUAGCUUGUAUUGUUCUCGAUGAGAAGCGUGUUCAGGACAACCGCCGGGAUUGCUGUGUCUGCUUGGUGGUGGACGCUAGCGAUGAGAGCGAACCACAAGCUCUGUCUAAUGGUCGCGGACCUACCCCUUCUGUCAUUGAUUAUUACAUGGGCCUGUACGCGAAACAAAUUCUUCGCCCUGUGGUUCAGAUUCCGGUCGUGAUUUGCUUUUGUGCUUUGCUUGGUGUAUGCGCUUAUAGCGCUACUCUGUUGACGCAGGAAUUCAAAUUUACAGAUGUUCUUCCAGACGGUUCCUACGUUGCAGACUUUCAAACAGCAUUCGAUGAAAAUACUGUGCGCUCGGCUGUUGCGCCUUAUGCGUACUUUCGGUUCGUUGAUCAAAGUGAUGGAGACAUUCAGAGGCAGAUGGAAGCCUACGUCGACGAACUUGUUACCAUAGAAGCGAUCGAAGAGGACCCCGAGUUCUUUUGGCUGCGGGACUUUAAAGAAUUUGUGAACGUUAGCGGAUCCCAAAAUUUAGAGUUCAACAGCCAGAUUGCGGCAUUUUUGUCCAACCCGGUUUAUGGCGAUCUAUACAAUGACCACGUCGUGCGGGACGAUGCUGGUACGAUUGUUACAUCGCGAGUUCGGUUGCUCAUGGAUAAUGUCGAUGUUGAAAACGUGAAUGAGCAGGUUGAUGCCCUUGAAGAUCAAAGCAGUGUAUCUGGUGGGCAAAAUAUUAAUCAAGGACGAGGCGAAUGGGCUUUUUUUACGUAUGACGGUAUCUACAACAUUUGGGAGUUUUAUGCCGCAUCGGUCAAUGAAGUCAUCUUUACUACUGUCCUCGGGGUGGCAUCUGUUACAGGGAUUACAUUGAUCUUUGUUCCACACUGGUCUGCCGCUUUCUUUGUGCUCCCCUUGAUCUGCAUUCUCUAUGUUGAUCUCUUGGGUGCAAUGCAAUGGGCAGGAGUUCACAUUAACGCCGUCAGUUACAUCAAUCUUGUGAUGUCGAUCGGUUUGAUGGUAGAUUUCCUCCUCCAUGUGCUUUUGCGCUACUAUGAGUCUCCGGGCAACCGCAAGGAAAAAACUUUACACACUCUGGAAACCAUGGGUGCGUCAGUCUUGGUCGGUGGUAUCUCGACAUUUCUCGGGACGCUUCCCUUGGCAUUUAGUUCGAGCACUAUCUUUUACACCGUGUUUGUCGCGUUUAUUGGCCUCGUCACACUGGGAUGUGGUCAUGGACUUAUUCUACUUCCGAUUAUUCUUUCUAACUUCGGGCCCGAAGACCAAAUUGAGCCUUCAAAAGUGAGCAAGACUCUGGAGCAUUGUGAGACCGAAAUCAGUCAAAGUCAGAGGAUUCCGGAAAGCUAGAAUUUAGAAGCAAUGAGUGUGAUGUACACAUACAUAUAGGAAUUCAGUUUUACAUGACUGAGAGUGCUCGAGACUCCUCUGUAGAGCAAAAUAAAAAUAAUUUACUGUAAAAUAG